Molecule: messenger RNA, 2184 nt
Organism: Metarhizium album ARSEF 1941
Lineage: Eukaryota; Fungi; Ascomycota; Sordariomycetes; Hypocreales; Clavicipitaceae
Product: actin-like protein arp9
Exons: 3
Coding region: 1-2184 (727 amino acids)
Source: RefSeq, a predicted model, not a curated record
AUGUCGAGCUCACAAGCUAAAUGGCGCGAGGAGCAGAUACUGAUUCUCUGCCCCGGCAGCAGGACAACCAUGGCGCAGCUGGGAUGUGCCGAACUGACCCCUCCGAUGCACCGUAUUCCCACGAGGAUGUUUAAAGACGGAGACGAGUGGCGGCCGUACUAUUCCUUUCAGCGCACAAAGGUUGUGAAUGGCGUCGAGCAGGAGGAGUGGGUGGAGGAUGUCGACGAGGACAAGGGCGCCACGUAUCCAAUUCAAGGGGGACGUAUCGUCCACAUGGAUGCCUUCCUCGCCUUCCUCGACCAUGUCCACAGCUUGCUCACGACGACCUACCACAACACUCCCAUCUUGCUAAUGGCUUCUCCUCAAUGGACUCGACCCGAUUGCGAAGCCAUCACUCAGUACAUAUUCGAGAAGACGCGGACGCCUGCGCUGUGCAUGAUUCACAGCGGCAUCGCGACGCAGUACGGUCUCAAGUGGCCAAACAUGACCGUGAUUGACAUUGGCUUCGAAAAGGUUGAUGUGACGGCAAUCCAUGACGGACGAGUCGUCAAUCACACCGAUGUGGGAUCAUCGCGUACCGACAGCCCCAUUAGCGGCGGCGAAGUCUUCACGCGACGAUUGAUGAAGCUGCUGAGAGACAAGAGCUUCACCCACGACAUGGCCGAGCAGCUGAAGAAAAGCGCAAUCUGCGAGGUCCUACCUUAUGCUGCUAACGAGUCGGGACUCGCGCAACUGCCCGAGGAUGCCGGGCCUGCUGGAGCACCGCCCGGUGCCUCGGCAUCCGCCGCGAUACCAGGAGCAGAUGCAAGCAAAGCUGAUACGAGCAAAGCUGCGGAGCCUGCCAGACCUUCUGCUGUCACUGGCGGCGGAGAUGACGGUGAAAACGAAGACUCGAACAACAACAGCAGCAGCAGCAGCAACAACAACAACAACCACCGCAACAACGACAACAACGACAACAACAACGACAACGACAACACCAACACCAACACCAACACCAACAACAACAACAACGGCGACGAUGAUGGUGUCCUGGAUGUCGCGGCCAUUGUCACGAGCGGCCAAACCAAGGAGUUCCUUGCCAAAAAGGAGAAGGAGAAGGGAAAGCCCGGCCGGAAACCAAAGGCUCAAGAUGCCGAUGCCGCGCCCGCCAAGCCAGCUCGACUCCCCAAUUCCAAGAGGAGGGUCAAUACCUUCUUUUAUGAGGAGGUGACCCAGGAGCUGGUGCCGCCCGAACCCAACCAGAACGGUACAAACGGCGCAACGGAGACACCAGGUGAUAAUCCCGCUCCAGAACAUCAGCCUCCCAGGCACGGUGAAUCCAUCCCUGGCCGUGCAGAUGGCGCCGCACCCAACCCCAGUGGCGGAGGAGCUGAAGCCAAACCGGAACAAGUCACCGGCGACGCCGCCUUGCCCGCGGCGCUUCCGGCGUCGGCAACUGGAGAGCCCAGGCCCGACGCGACUCAACCAGACCACGCCGUCUCCGACACGCCCGAGUACCGGCCCAAGCGUGUCCGUCGCGACAUCGAAGUCGGCCUCGAGCGAUUCACCUUUGCGGACCGCCACGAGAUUGACCGCAUCGUCACCGCCAUCUACCGCACAAUCCAGGGCAUCGACGACAUGUACAUGCGGCCCCAGUGCUGGGACAACCUCGUCUUUGUCGGCAACGGGUCCCGCCUCCGUGGCCUCCGAGAGAACAUCCUCCAAACCCUCCACGCUCGCCAUCUCAUCUCCCCCUCCACCGCCACCAUGUUCACCUCGGAGCUGCCCUCCAACAUGGCCACGCCCUCGGGCACCGGGUCCCAGACGCCCACGGGCUCCUUCACCGGCGUCCCACACCAGCUGUCCGCGAGCGGCGUGAACCCCCUCCUCCAAGCCGCCACCACGGCCAGCACUCUGGGCGUGGGCUCCGACGCCGCCGGCCCCGCGGCCCAUCACUUCCACAGCCAGACGCCCACGAGCAUCAAGACGGCCAAUCUGCCGGGAUACUUGACCGAGUGGACAAGGAACGGCUUCGAGGAGGCCAUGUUUCUCGGCGCCCAGGUCGCUGCGCGCAUCGCCUUCAGCCUGCACUCCAACAUGGAUGCCCAGAGCGUCGAGGCCCAGCGCCUGAUGAGCCUCAGCAGAGUCGACUACAACGAGCUCGGUCCCAAGGGUAUUCGUACGCACUCUAUGCUGAGCUAG